AUGGCCCCGUACCCAGAAGAUUACCAAGUCAAAGAGAUUGCCAUCGCUCUGCAUGCAGGAGUGACUGCAGUCUUGAAGGCCUCACUGUCUUCAUCACCGUACAGCUUUUCGGUCAGCCUAGAGACAAGCCAACACGCGGACGUUCCGUUUCGUUUCACAACUUGUCUGCAUGACAGAACUCUUUUGCUCCACAGACGACGACACUGCAUCUGGGAGAAAGCCGGACCUCUGUUAUCACAGCCGUUUCCUUUCUCGUCUGAUAAAUCGUUUCAACUUCAAAUUCGGCUUUCACCAAGCGGCGGUCAGACACUCGAAAUUUCAGUAGACAAAGUUAGUUUGGCGACCGUUGAUAUUGAAAGAGAAUCGGUGAGAAGGAUUAACAAACUGAGAGUUGUUGACGUUCCCAAUCUUGAUGGACUACUGUCACUCUCGGAUGUUAGUCUUGCUGUAGAGACAGACGAUCUAGAUAUCGAAGAAAGAUUUCGAACUGUCACGGCUGUUCAUAACGCUGGGAUGCAACACCAAGUCGAAGUCGUGCGAUCAGAGUUAGAUUACAUUCGGUCAAGUUCAUUAGAAGUACAAGCAUCACAAAGGGUGCAACAGCCAAGACUUCUAGGCUUGCGACAGGUGCCAGUAGACUUAAGUAAUGAAUCUACACUUCUACACAAUGGAAGCAGUUGUGGUUUGAUAUCCUUUCAAUCAGGAAUUGUGAUUGAUUUGGUCUCGUUAUCGUCGGGGUGCUACCUGAGAAUGCACGAUGAUGGUAGUGUGGAUGCACGCGGUGGUAGUGAGCUUGAAGCUGUAUUUAUGGUCAUUGGUCGAGACGAUUCCGGUGUAUUUGCUCUUCAAAACUGCAAAUUUCCUCAGCACUGGCUGGCAAUAAAGGAUGGCAUUGUAACACACGCUAAUGAUGAAAGGUGUUGUGAUUUUAAAGUACGUGAAGCUGCCGGUUUUCAUGUCACAUUGGAGUCUGUUAUACAUCCGGGUAUCUUCAUCUCGGUUCUUCCAAAUGGAGAUGUGAGACCAACGAGGGGAGGUCGUGAUUCUCUCUUUAGACCAGCAACGGUAUUCGUGUGAUCUUUAACCUUGCAAGAGUUAAAGUUGCAUGAAGGCAUUGUACUCAGUCAGCGACUAGAUCUUUGAGUGCCUUACUGACAAAGCUAUAAAGAACAAGACUUUAUGUCGCUACUAUACUAAACUACUUAAUUAAGGCAGGAGAGCUUGAGUUGAUAUCUUUCUUGUCAUGUACAUAGCAUUACAUCAACAACAAAUGAAAAUGUGAAGUUGAUGAUAAUAGUGUAUUACCUCACAUUUAACGGCAGGUUUCUUGUUAGAACAUUUUGAUACUAUGUGCUUUAGUAUCAUGUGGG
Messenger RNA from Corticium candelabrum, 1370 nucleotides. RefSeq lists its product as uncharacterized. The record is from RefSeq and is a predicted model, not a curated record. The coding region runs from base 1 to 1077 and encodes 358 amino acids. NCBI's taxonomy places the organism in Eukaryota, Metazoa, Porifera, Homoscleromorpha, Homosclerophorida, Plakinidae. Gene Ontology annotation, molecular function: carbohydrate binding. The transcript is spliced from 5 exons.